AAGAAGGCAAGGAUGCAGUCCAUGAGAUCACUGGAGAAGGAGUUUGUCCUGGUGGAAUAUGAAUUUGAAUACACCACCAAGGAAGGAAGACUCAUCCGUAUAAAACCCAACGAGAGGUACAUCCUUCUCAAAAGAACGAACGAACACUGGUGGCACGUGUGUCAAGAUAUCAAGGCCAAGCCUUUUUACAUCCCGGCAAAAUAUGUCAAAGUUUUGUCCUCUCAGUCGUUGGGUUCCAACGGAUGUCAGACUUACAGGCCCAGCUCUGAGGACGUGAUAAAUCCCGUUCCCAGCACACAAUACAGCUACGCCUUUGUACCACCUGAGCAGCACAUUAGCAGUGCUAAGCCCUUGACGGAUGGACAGGGGGUUGUAAAUAAUAAUGUCCUUCCAGCAAUCAGAGCACAGCAGGCGGGCGUUGAAGACAGCCUAAGGAUACAGAGCGAACGGCAGGUCGGUACCAGCCAUAGUCCCAGUAACACGCUGUCGCAUGGCAGCAUGCAGGGGAUCAGUCCCAGUAACACGCUAUCACACGGCAGCAUGCAGGGGGUCACUCCCAGUAACACCCUAUCACCUGGCGGGACUCAAAGGGUCAGUCCCAAUAACACCCUGUCUGCAAGCAGCAUUCGGACAGUUAGUCCCAUUAACACUCUGGCGGCUUGUACCAAACGAAGUCCUGGUCCCAGUAACCCACUGUCAGCAGGUACCCUUCAGCGGAUCAGUACCAGCAACCCACUCCUAUCCACCUGUGAUUAUCGAACCAAUACCAGUUACGCAUCGUCAGGCGUACAGCAGAAUACUGCGCUCUCUGGCUCAUCGUCUUUUUUAAGCAUCUCAGGAGGGUACGAAAAACCUGCAACAGACGUACAGCAUAUAGAGGAGCGAGGCGAUCCAAGCCGUGCCCACGUCCCACUGAGAACAUUCCAUAAUUCCAAGAAGAUUCUAGACUCUAAAAAGCGCAUUAGCUUUGCGUUGCCUCCAGACCUUCAACCAACCAUCAGACCCACACAAUCCUUAAAUGACCUACAAAAUAUCAUCUACGAAUUACCGCCAGAUCCUCCUCUGCCUCCUAAAAGGAAUGUACUGCGUCACACAGAGAAGGCAGGACUUGAGCCGGCCUCAUCUCCAGUCCAGGGGUUCUUCAAGGCUGGUUUUGAGAACAUUCUCAAUGGAAAGAAAAUGACAUCAGGGAAGAAGUCGUCUACCAAGACUGUGAAUGCAGAAGAACAGUCUAUGCCCGUCUACGUAAAUCUAGAGGAAUUACAGAAAGAUAAUGCAAGGGAGAGAUUGUCUUCUCAGCAGCACAGUUCCACCAGUACACUAGACGACUGGGAGACUCACACAGACAAAGGGACCGGACAGCCCUUCUAUUAUAACAGCGUUACGGGUGAGACUACUUGGGAUCCGCCAUUUGACCAAGCAGAAUAUCAGAUCAACUCUCCCAUCUCUCCAACGUCCCUGAGUCCACUGCCAACAGACGAGUGGGAGAAACAUUUUGAUGAGACCAGCAAACAAUUCUACUUCUAUAAUUCAGUGACUGGAGAAACUUCCUGGGACCCUCCUGAGGAAGAGCUGAAUAUACAAGGGAUGCAAUCUGUCUUCUCAUAUUCAUACGGAUCAAUGGACAGGAGGCCGCCAACUCCAGAAGCUGACUACCCCGACUACCUCCAAGAAGAUAUAGAUAACUUGCCAGAAGCGGACUAUGGACAGGCCUACCCCAAUUUGUAUGACUCUGUCCCACCAGACAUAGCUUCUUUUGGUGAUCAAAUCUCAGGCUGGUCCUGCCGAACCAACAAAGACGGAAAGAAGGUCUACACAAAUAACUAUAAUAAUGACACUUGGUUGCAAUCACAAGACCAACAUGGAAAAACCUAUUUCUAUACCCCAGAUGGCUCCAGUUCACAAUGGCAGUUACCUCAGUUGGGGCCAUCGGGCUUGCAGAGGAGUCAAAGUGAACCUGACCAGGACAACAAUACACUUUCAAGACUUGCCUCAAACUUCUCAACAUAUAGUUUCCCACAAGACACAGAGGUCUUCGUGCCAAAACACAAGAGGAGUGAUUCAGACAACAAUUUUCUACUCCAUGCUGGGAAUGACCAGACCAAAAGCCUAGAAAAAGCUGGAGUCCUCCAGAAAGCAAAAAUAGCUGAGAACGGGAAAAAGUUUCGACGGAAAAACUGGAGCUCGUCGUGGACCGUCUUAGAGGGAGGGAUUUUAACAUUUUACAAGGAUACAAAAAAUCUGUCAUCUAACAGCCUGAAGCAGGUCUUAACCAUUCCAGAACAUACAGUCCAGUUACACGGAGCAACAAUUUCAUGGGCAGCAAAGGACAAGUCCAGUAAGAAGCAUGUCUUGGAACUGAAAACCCUCGAUGGCAGCGAGUAUUUGAUCCACCACGAUUCAGAAACCAUAACGAGCGAUUGGUACAAGUCUAUAAGUAACAGUAUCGGGAAAAAUACUCGUCGGUCUACAGACAAUGCCCCGGACAGUGAGGCAGAAUCUCCUCGGUUAUUUGGUUCUUAUGAGAAGCUGGGAACGAAAGAUGAGAAGGACAAGAAAUUUCAAGCGGGUCAGACAAGCAGCAGCACCAGCUCCGACAGUGACCGCAACGUUCGAGCCAAACUCAAGAAGUUCUUACAGAGGCGGCCAACGCUACAAUCGCUACGGGACAAAGGUUACAUUAAAGAUCAAGUAUUCGGAUGCCAUCUAUAUGUUCUCUGCGACAGGGAAAAGAAAAACGUGCCGGAUUUUGUAAGCAAGUCCAUCCAAGCAGUGGAAAAAAGAGGUCUGGAUAUUGACGGAUUAUACAGAGUAAGUGGAAACUUAGCCGUCAUACAGAAGCUACGCUACAAAGUAGACCAUGAUGAAAACUUCAGUUUGGAUGACGGUCGGUGGGAAGAUGUCCAUGUCAUCACCGGAGCGCUGAAACUGUUUUUUCGGGAGCUUCCAGAACCUCUGUUUCCAUACAGUCACUUUGACAAGUUCAUCGAGGCCAUAAAAAUAGGGGACCAAACUCAGAAAAUGAAACGAAUGAAAGAACUCGUGCAGACGUUACCUCCUCCCAACCUGGAGACCAUGACAGUUCUGUUCAGACAUCUCUGCAGUGUUAUCGAACACAAAGAAUCGAAUCGUAUGUCAGUGCAGAGCGUCGCGAUUGUAUUCGGACCCACUCUGCUGCGGCCGGAGACGGAAGGAACCAACAUUGCAAUGUACAUGGUUUUUCAGAACCAGAUAGUAGAAUACCUUCUCAUCCAAUAUCAGCAAAUAUUUAAUACCAGCUGAUCCUGUACUUAACGGGCGCCCCGUGGGCUGUGACUUGAAGGUGCAGGAUCACCUGAAGACAUCAGAUUUUGUUUGUCGUUAUUAUCGUUUUUGUGUUUUUUUGCUAUUUAAAUGUCUCUGUACAUAACGGCUGUUUGGUAUAUAUGACUGUGUAAAAUAUAGUAUGAUUUUAUACCAAAACGAAUAGGAAGGCUGCUUGUUGUGAAUAAAUAUAUAAUAUAUAUGUAUGUGUGUUUCGGAAUAUAUGUCUGUAUAUUUCCUCGUGUCACCGGUUCCACUUUUAUCAUCCAUUUAUAAUAUUAUAGAAUUAAUUAUUUUUAAAGGAAAUUAAAAGAAGUGGCUUCAUUAU
Spea bombifrons (plains spadefoot toad) is the source of this 3631-nucleotide messenger RNA. It is a transcript of the gene ARHGAP27, whose product is annotated as Rho GTPase activating protein 27. Gene Ontology annotation, cellular component: cytoplasm. Gene Ontology annotation, molecular function: protein binding. The record is from RefSeq and is a predicted model, not a curated record. Lineage: Eukaryota; Metazoa; Chordata; Amphibia; Anura; Pelobatidae. The coding region runs from base 13 to 3282 and encodes 1089 amino acids. The transcript is spliced from 18 exons. Gene Ontology annotation, biological process: regulation of GTPase activity; signal transduction.